GUUGUAUUGUGUAAAAUGUUAUCAUAUAAUUGAUUUAAUAGGUAUUUUUUAAUUUGAAGCGUGAUGCAGGUAACACCAAUUUGGGGGUGAAGACUAAAAGCGACAAUAAAUCUUAAGUGUGAGAUUUAAUCUUCAUUAAACAAAGUCACAAUGGAUGGAAGGCCGCCCACUUCUGCUGGCAAUCGUCCAGGUUCAGGGUUAAGGCCUAUGUCAUCAAUUCGAAACCCAAACAGCCUGGCCCUACCGAGCCGAUCCGGUAUACCAGGAACAGCAAGCAGAUUAAUUACAGCAUCUAACAACAGACCUGGAACUCGAAGUGGAUUACCUCAAGGUGUUAGUGUUUUGUCUCACAUAAAUGUUGUUGAUCGUCCUAUGUCACAGCAAGGACUCGUUACACCUCGAACAGGGAUACGUGCUCCUCACCGACAAGUGCAAGAUAAAACAUAUUUCUUAGGCCUGCUUCGUACCAAAGCAAAUGAAUUGACUGCUGAAAUUGCAAGGAUCACCAAAGAAGCAGAUUUGCUGACUAAAGAACAGUCAACUUAUCUCACCUAUGAAAAGCAAGCUGAAGCCCAAGCAUUAGAAUUAAAGGGUUUGCAAGGACAGUUGGCAGAUUACAAUUUGCUUGUUGAUAAAAUUAAUACUGAUACAGAGAUGUCUGAUGUGCAACAAGAAUAUCGAGAUUUAAAGCUCCAGAAUGAAGCUGAAGCUGAAUCCAUUGACGGCCUGUUUGAACAACGACAAGAAAGAGAAGCCCAGCUGGCUCAAAUAGAGGGUGAAAUCACUCAAGAGAGAUAUGUGGCUGAGAACCUAACUUCUACCAUGUCUCCAGAACUGAGAGUGAAGUACACAGAGUUGAAGAAGACUGACAAUGAGCUCCAGAGAGCUUUGGAAAAACUUCAGCAUGAUUUGGAUUUAUUGACAACUCAAAAAAUGUCUCUUGAAGAGGAGCUGUCUAUGUCACAGAUAAAACAAGAAGCAUCCAACUUGUAUAACAAAUUGAGAGAAGUCAAAGAAAAGCGAGACGCCCUGCUGUUAGAAGAAAAAAACAAAUCCACUCCGGCACAGGAGAAAGAAAGUCUUGUUCAACAAGUUAAAGAGCAUAAUACUGAAAUCACGAGCAUUGAACGGCAAGUUUCUGAAGUUAAAGAACAGAUUGUUCGAAUCACCAAUGAAUUGGAACAGCUUGAUCAAGAGUUGGAAGAAAAUCAAGGAGAAAAAGUUAAUAAAUAUCGGGAACUAAAGAAACGAGAGGAAACGAUGGACAUUUUCUUAUCUAGUUUUGAUGACACUCAUAGUGAUGCACAAGAGAAGAAAAAUCAACUUGAAAGCACUACAGUAUCCCUUCUGGAAAAGCUCAGUAGAAAUCUAAGCCAUUUUCAUCAUAUACCCACACCUCAAGAGUUGGCUCUUCUAAAAGAUGAUUUGCAAUUUAAAGAAGGUGAAAUGGAAAAAUCUAGGAUGACUGUAAUGACACUCAGUAAUGAGCAAAAAAAACUUGCUAUGGAUUUAACUAAGAUAGAGCAACUUGAAGCAAAAAUACAACAAGAAUUGGAAACUCUUCAACAAAAAAUAACAACUAUGGAAAAAGAGAUGACGAUAUAUUCUGAUCUGGAUACUUUAAGAACUGCUGCAGAAGAAAAGAAAAAUAAACUUAUUGAAGAAGAGAAGAUUUUGAGAAAGCAAAGAGAUGCAACUAAACAGGUUAUUGGGGAGCUGUCCACACACUUUGAAACCCAAAAGAAUAAAUUGAACGAUAAUGAAACCUACACUCAAUUGUGCAAUUUGGAAAGACGAUGGCAACAUUUGGAGCAGAACAAUUUUGCAAUGCAAGAAUUCAUUGCUUCAAAGAAAGCUCAGACAGAUUACUCAAAAAGUAAGCAAUGUGUGAAGGAAACUUUGGCCAUUUUGAAUGAAAUGCUUCAGGAACCUCUUUUGCAAAGAUAGUUUAUUUUCUGAAUAAGAAAAAUAUAUGUCAAGG
Messenger RNA from Uloborus diversus, 1981 nucleotides. Its product is annotated as intraflagellar transport protein 74 homolog. Gene Ontology annotation, cellular component: intraciliary transport particle B; centrosome; cilium. Gene Ontology annotation, biological process: cilium assembly; intraciliary transport involved in cilium assembly. Lineage: Eukaryota; Metazoa; Arthropoda; Arachnida; Araneae; Uloboridae. The record is from RefSeq and is a predicted model, not a curated record. Gene Ontology annotation, molecular function: beta-tubulin binding. The transcript is spliced from 9 exons. Bases 151 to 1947 code for a protein of 598 amino acids.